Molecule: messenger RNA, 1107 nt
Organism: Candidula unifasciata
Lineage: Eukaryota; Metazoa; Mollusca; Gastropoda; Stylommatophora; Geomitridae
Source: the annotation of a GenBank genome assembly
AUGCUCCUAGAAGGCACCACCCCAGACAUGAUGUCGGCCCAGUCGAAGCUGCUGUUUCAGAUCAACAAGUACUACAACGAACGGGUACACGCGCGAAAGAGCAACAUCAGUAAGACCAUCAGGGAAGUGUGCAAAGUGGUGCAAGACGUGCUCAAGGAAGUAGAGGUGCAAGAACCCAGGUUUAUCAGCUCUCUGACUGAAGUCAACAUGAGGUACGAGGGUGUCGAGGUUAUCUCCCCGACUGAAUUCGAGGUGGUUCUCUACCUCAACCAGAUGGGAGUCUUCAACUUCGUGGACGACGGAACCAUACCAGGCUGCGCGGUUCUCAAGUUAUCUGAUGGUCGCAAGCGGUCAAUGUCACUCUGGGUGGAAUUCAUCACAGCGUCCGGUUAUCUAAGUGCCCGGAAGAUCAGAUCCAGGUUUCAGACGUUAGUGGCGCAAGCGGUGGAUAAAUGCAGUUAUCGAGAUGUAGUCAAAAUGAUUCCUGAUACUACCGAGGUGAGACUGAGGAUCAAAGAAAGGUAUAUAGUGCAGAUUACACCUGCGUUUAGGUGUGGCGGGAUCUGGUGUCGAUCCGCAGCCCAUUGGCCGGUUCCUCAUGUGUCGUGGCCGAACCCAAACUUGGUGGCCGAGGUGAAGACGGAAGGAUUUGAUCUGCUAUCCAAAGAGAGUAUAUAUAUGAAAGACAAACAGUCUGCUGCAGAAGGCGACGCUUGGGUGAUGUCGUUUCGUUACGCCGAAGAUAGAUUAUUGUACGGAGGCUGCCGAAGGCGAUGUUUAAGCAUCCUCAAGGCGCUUCGAGAUCGCCAUCUUGAUAUCCCUGGUCAACCAGUUCAGAAUUACCACAUGAAAACACUGCUACUCUACGAGUGUGAGAAGCAUCCUCGGGAGAUUGAAUGGGAUGAUACGUGUAUAGGCGACCGAAUCAAUGGAAUCCUUCUCCAACUGAUAUCCUGUCUACAGAAUCGCCGCUGCCCGCAGUACUUCCUCCCGUCUGUAGACCUCUUCAAAGGAAAAUCAGCAGCGGCUAUGGACAACGUGGCAAAGCAUGUGUGGCGUUUGGUCAGAGAGCUUCUGACGAAUCCACGAAGUCUUGAAGCACUUUAA